Ixodes scapularis (black-legged tick) is the source of this 8177-nucleotide messenger RNA. Its product is annotated as nucleoprotein TPR. The record is from RefSeq and is a predicted model, not a curated record. Gene Ontology annotation, cellular component: nuclear pore. The transcript has 49 exons. Lineage: Eukaryota; Metazoa; Arthropoda; Arachnida; Ixodida; Ixodidae. The coding region runs from base 7 to 7341 and encodes 2444 amino acids. Gene Ontology annotation, molecular function: structural constituent of nuclear pore. Gene Ontology annotation, biological process: protein import into nucleus; mRNA export from nucleus.
UGCAGCAUGGCGGAUCUCGUCACGCUGAGCAGCGUUCUGGAAGCCGACGAAAUUCAAAAGUUGGACGCCGACUGCAGGACGAAACUCGAGGACUUCGUGACUGGGAGCUUAAGGAACGUCGAGGCGCUUCGGGAAGAAAAUGCCCAGCUCAAGGCGCGUUGCGAGCACAGUGCGUUCCAGCUGGAGUCUGCACUUGCGGAUCACAGCCAACAGCUCGUGGCAUCCAGCGAAGCCCAGGACCAGCUCAAGAAGGAAGUGGCCGACCUAAAUGCCAAGCUAGGAAGAUGCCAGGUCGAGCUCCAGGAGUCCAAGACGAGCCUGGCAGCCACCAAGGCAGACCUGGAGCUUACCGUGAAGAAACUGGACCAGGUUUCCCGGGAGAAACAGGAGCUGGUCGGGAAGCUGGAGAAGAGCGCGGAGGAAGCGGCGAGCCUGAACGAGACGGUCAAGAAGCUCACAGAGGAGCUGGCUGCGAGCAACCGGCAGCACCGUGACCAGAUGGUCCGCUUGGAAGAACUUCAACUGAAGGAGACCACUUCCCAGCACACGGAGCGCCACCUGAGACAGGAGCGCGACCUUCUGGAGAAGCGUGCCGCAGAGCUCUCCGAGGAGUUGCACCAGUCCAAGCAGGAGGUGGUCCAACUGCGCAGGGACAAGACCGGGGUGGCCAUGGAGCUACAGGCUCAGCUGGACGAGCAGAAGGAGGCGGUGCGGGUGUUGCAGACGCAGCUGGAGUCUUGGAAGAGCUCAUCUCUGGAGAAAGACGCCAGGGCGGAGGCCCAGGCUGCCCGUGUGCGGGAGCUCCAGGAGGCCUACGCCAACCUCGAGGAGCGCUUUGGCCAGGAGCUCAAGGCGCAGGCCAAGCUGACGGACCUCUACAAGGAAGCGGAUGCGGCGGGCAAGGCGCGCGUGCAAGAGCUAGUGUCGACCCUGGGCGAGAUGCAGCAGCUGCUGGUGCAGACCCAGGAGCGGGUCAAGGAGAGGGAGGCCGCCCUAGAGCAGAACCACGCCCGCGCCCAGGAGCUGCUCGAGCAGAGGGACCGGGCCUGCGAGCAGCUCACCAAGGAGCUGGAGCUGGCCAACAGCCUCCUGCAGGACAAGGUAGGAGCAAACGGCCGGGACCUGGAGACGCUGUUCCCCGCAGCUUCUGCCACGAGCCGCGCCUUGGGCUCCGGGCUGAGCCUGACGGAGCUGGUUGGCGAGCACUUCCAGCAGCAGCAGCAGCUGCGCCUAGCGUUCAGGGAGCGGGACGCUUUGAGACAGCAGUUGGACGAGCUCUCCCGGGAGGUUGCCGACAGGGUGCCCUUGGUCUCGCGCCACAUGGAGGAGUACGAUAAGGCCCUCCAGAGUGUGGGCAGCCUGCGAGAGCAGCUGACGACGGCGCUGGUGGAGCAGGAGCGGCUGAUCCAGGAGCGUGACGAAGCGCGUCGCGUCCUGGCACACGCGGAGCGCCAGUCGCAGCGGUGGCAGAUGCAGUGCCAGGACCUCUCGAAGCAGGUGUGCCAGCUGCUGAAGGAAGUUGAAGACGCGAGGAGCGGCUACGCCGUGCGCGCCCAGGAGCAGGAGAUCUCAUCGUCGGAAGAGGGAACGCCCCUCUCGGCGGAGGAGGUCAUCUCCAAGCACCUCGUCUCCUUUAGGGACAUUGAGGAGCUCCAGCACAAAAACGUGGAGCUGCUGGCCGUGGUUCGGGAGCUGAGCAAGAAGCAGGAGGACGAGGAGAAGCGGGCAGCCGAAGACAGGGCCGGUGAGCUGCGCGCCAAGUAUGACAGCGUGAUGGCACAGCUUCAGGAGCUAGAGCAGGAGCAGUCUCGCCAGGUGGCGCUGGUGGCGUCGCUGGCGCAGCAGCGGGACAUGUACCGCGCCUUGGUGGUCCAGAAGAACAUCAAGCUGCCUCCUGAACUGUCCAGCUUCGAGCCUCUGAUGAUGUCCACGCCGAGCGGCGCCCGCCCUCCUCCGCGCACCUCCCCCGAACGAGCGGAGGCCCAGCCCGGGAAUGGCGCAGUUGACGACAAGGCUGCCUUGGCUGAACUGCAGCAGGAAUUCGACACCUUCAAGAAGGAGAUGGGGGAGAACCACAGGAUGGUGACGGAGCAGCUGGAGCGUUCCCGGGAAGACUGCCUGCAGCAGAAGGUGGAGCGCUCCAAGAAGGAGGCGGAGCUGGAGUUCACCCGGGAGCGGCUGUCCCUGGUCCAGUCCAACUUGGACAACUUCAUGAAGGAGUCCGCGGCCCUGCGGGAACGGGGGCUGCAAAUGGCCAACACUCUGGUCCAGCACCAGCAGACCAUCGCCACCCUCAGACAGGAGCUGAUGGUCUCCCAGGAGAAAGCCGCCCGCGCCGAGGUCUCCCUGGAGAGCAUGCGCGCCGAGCGGGACCAGCUGCGCUCGACGGAGGCGCGCCUGCUGCGCGAGCAGGAGUCCCUGCGGCAGGAACAGGGCUCCCAGGCGCGCAUCCUGGCCAACCUGCAGAUGAUGCAACUCAACCUGGACCGCAUGGACGCCGAGCGCAAGGAGGCUGCCAGCAGCAAGGUGCGCAAGCUGGAGCUCGAGAUUGAGUCCCUGGGGCGCCAGCUGGAGAGCCAGCGGGAGCAGCAGGCGUCCCUGGCAGCGGUCUGGGAGCGGCAGGUGGCGGAGGCUGGCCAGCGGGCGGACCGAGAGGCCGCCAAGGCCACUAAGAGCCAGGACGAACUCGUGGAGGCCUACGCGCAGCUGCACCAGGCCAGGCAGCAGCUGUCUCAAGCCCAGUCGCAGACCCAUCGUUCGGAAGGAUCACCGGCCGAUGCUUCCCAGGUUGCCACCUUGAAGGGCCUGCUCGCAAAGUCACAAGACCAGGUCAAAGAACUUCAGGGCGAACUGGAGGUAGCGCGGAAGUACGCCGAGUCGCUGAAGAAGCUGGCGAGCGAUGCAGAGUCCCGCCUCGCUGAGCAGGACGCAGCAAGUGCUCAGUUGAAGCAGCUGAUGCAGGAGUCACUUCAGGAGGCCUCUGAAGUCCGGCAGAAUUUGGAAGAGCGGGUUGCCAACUUAGAGUCCUUGAACCACGAACUGGGCAACGAAAAGCUCCGGAUUCUCGAAGAAAAGAGACAGCAGGUGGAGGCUUUGCAGGGAAGCCUCUCUGCUGCGGGCAAGGAGCUUGAGCAGGUGCAGAAGCAGGUCGAAGACAAGGCACGCCGGGAUGCGGAGCAGCUCCUGGAUCAGGACGUGCAGUCUGCCCUGGUCAAGCAGGCACAAGAAAAGUAUGAACGAGAGCUCCUCCUGCACGCCGCCGACAUUGAAGCGCUUUCUACCGCACGUUCGGAGCUGUCCAGCCUGCAGCUCUUGGUGUCUGGUCUGAAGGAGCGGGCGGCGGGCCAUGAGCUUGCCCUGGAAGAAGGACAGCGGUCGUGGGCUGAGAGGGAGGAGCGUCUCCGAAAGGAGAACGAGGGUCUCUCCCAGCGGUCAGAGGAACUGGAGAAGCAGAAUGCACUGGUGCAUCAGCAGCUCGAGAUGCUUAGCUCACAGGUGUGUGCCCUGCAGCAGAAGAAGUGGGAGGAGGUGAGCCCCGAGGAAGGGGACCGCUCGUCGGAGCAGCUCAUGGAGGUGAUGGGCUUCCUGCGCAAGGAGAAGGAGCUGUUUGCCAACCGGGCGGAGGUGGCGCAGGCGGAAACGGUGCGUCUCAAGGUGCAGCUGGAGCACAGCACGGCGCAGCUGCGGCAACUCGAGAAAGACCUCAAGGAGGAGCAUGACAGGGCGCUCGCCAGGGCCUCGAGCGACACCCAGCACUCUGAGCUUCUGAAGAAAGUGGAGAUGGUGAACAUCCUGUCGGAGAGCAACCGCAUGCUGCGGGACGAGAAGGAACAGAUGAGCGACUCCCAGAAGCAGCUGCAGGCCAAGGUGCGCGACCUGGAGUCCCGGCUGGAGCCGCUGCAGACGGAGCUGCGUGCCAAGGUGGCCCAGGCGGAGGUGCUCCAGGGGGACGUGGGCUUCCUGAGGGGCGAGGUGCAGCGCUGGCAGCAGCGCACCAACCAGCUCCUGGAGCAGUCGAGCCGCACCGACCCCGAGGCCUUCCGGCGCCUAGCCGAGGAAAACACGAAAGUGAAGCAAGAGGCCCACACGCUGACCGAGGAGCUUCAGUCGGCGAAGGCCCAGCUGGCGAGGGCGGGAGAGGAGGCCGCGGAGCUGAGGCUGCGCCUCAACGCCUCCCAGGAGGAGCUGGCGUCGCGCCUCAACAGCUUCAACGCCCUCCUGGAAGAGGCGAAAAAGAUGCGGGUGGACCUGCCGCAGCUGCGCAAGGAGCUGCUCUCGGCGCGCGCCGAGGGGGAGCGGCAGAAGGGCGAGGCGAUCAAGAUGGCCGCUGAGCUCGAGGCGCUCAAGGCAGACAAAGAGGAGAAGCUCAAGACCAUCGUCCAGGUGAAGAAAAUAGCCCGACGCUAUCGCAGUCAACACGAGGAGUUGAUGGCUGAAAAACAGGCCUUAACGGCCCGUAGCAAGGAGCUGGAAGCAAAGGUGGCCGAACUGGAGCAGUCGCGGGCGCAGGCUCGCCCAGACACGGACUUCAAAGAGCUCGAGGAGAAGCUGACGGGGCUCACGGAGGAGCUCGAGAAGACCAAGGCCGAGGUGACCCGCCUGACAGCGGAGCGAGAUCAGGCCAAUGUGGCAGGCGCCAAGGCCAAGGGACUCAUCGUGCAGGCUCGCAAGCGGAUUGCGGAGCUCAACACCAAAAUCGAAGAAUUGACCAGGGAGAACCAAAGUCUCAAGGAAAACUUGGAGACGUCCAACAGGAGAGUGUCCACCAUGGAGCAAUCGAGGCAGGAGAGUGGCCUGCGAGAGAGCACGAUCCGGUCGCAGUUUGAGGGCCGCCUGGUGCGACAGGACAGGGAACUCCGCGAGGCCAAGGACGCCCUGGACAAGGCGCAUCGGCAAGUGGAGGACCUCAGCCAGAAGCUUGCCCAACAGCAGCAGAAGCAAGCCAAGCCGACCAUGGUGACUGCGCCCGUGGAGCGGACCAGCCACGGUGGGGGUGUGGGGGAGCCCAUGACCGCCAACGUGCGCCCCCUGACCCCCCCGGUCCAGGCGCCUCCCAUGAGGCAGGGCCCCAGCGCCUCCACGGGGACCACCCGGCUGACCCCGACGGCAAGCAUCCGGCCCAUGGCCCAGGCACGCCUCGCAGCAGUGCUUCCCACAAUACCGGCAUCUCAAACUGCCUCCGAAGAGGUCCACCCCGUGGUGGCACCAGUGGUGGCACCGGUGGUGGCAGAUGUCCAGGUCACCCCCACCGUAGUGGUGACUCCGGUCCAGGAGACGGCAACACCUGAGGAAUUGGAAGAGACGGCACCCGAGCCCGCAGCAACUCCCGCAGUGGUGGUUCCGUCCAUCACGGUGACUCCGGUGGUACCGACUUUGUCUCAGGAGGAGGCCAGCGAAGCAGGUGUUGACGAAGCCGAGGAGCCUGCACCUGCGCCACCUGCCAGCCCUCCCCCACCCGUGUUCAAGAGGCAGCGAGAGAGCACACCGGAGCGAGCAAGCGAGUCACCGGUGGCGGCUUCAACUUCCGAGACUGCGCCUUCGUCGAAACGCCCCCGGAUUGUCGUGACUGCCGCCGAGGAGGUUGAAAAGCUGAGCACCUCUGGCGAAGCCGUCGAGCAAGCUGCGACAGAGGCUCAGGUCCGGUCGCCCAUCGACCUGAUUGUCGUGGAGAGUGACGACGAAGCCAUCGAGGAGGAAAAGGAAGACGCCGGACCCCAGAAGCCGGCGGAAACUUCGGAAGGGGAGAAAGAGGAGUCUGGCAUGGAGGAGGAAGAAUGCGAAUACGAGGAGAUGAACGUCAACUACGUGGUAGAGGCAGAGGAGAGUAUGCCGGUAGAGGACCUAGACCAAGACAUAGCGGAGCAGGAAGCCAUCGAGGAAGGCGGCGUGGCCCAGGAAGGGGACAUGGACGAACCGGGUGAACCGAACGAGGUGGAGAUUGUGGAUUUGGGAGAGGAGCCGGUGGAAGACCGUGAGAUGGAGGAAGAGGCUGAGGAGGAGGAGGAGCCGUGCCUGGAGGAGGCUGCGGAGGAAGAGGAGCAGCGGCCUCCUCAACAGCCUCCUUCUCAGCAGCAGCCGCCCCAGCAGCAGCCGCAGCAGCAGCAGGAGCCUUGGCCUGCCCCCGGUUCCCUGGGGGCGGCUUCGAGGGUACCCCUGCUGAGGCCCUCCCUGCUUCCCAGGUCGCGGAGUGAGAGGUUACCUUCGAGUCAAAGCGGGUUUGAAGAAGGCGACGACAGUAUUGUGCCCAGCACCCCGACCCUCUUCGUUCCAAGGAGAGGCGAUGGCUUCGCAGAGGCUGUCAGCUCGCCGCACGUUCCCCACGGCGGUUUCGUGUUUGGCGGGGCCCCCGACGCUCCUCCCACAUCGGAGACUUCCGGCCUGUCGCAGCUUGCGUCGCAGGAAGGUGUUGGCGUGGACGACACCCGGAUGGACUUGUCCCACUUCGAGGAAGGGGGUGGACGAAGCGUGCCUUCGACGCCGCUUCAGAUAUCACCACCAGAGUCCCGCGACGCUUCACUGUUUCAAGCGGACGUGGCUGUGGUGGAAGUGUUGGAGCCGCCGGAGGACGGAGCGGCGGACGACGGAAACCAGGAGCCGCUCGACAUGAGCGCGGGCGAGCGAAGUGUUCCGGCAACGGUUAUCGAAGAAGCACCCGAGGCAGACGACAGGGAGUCCGCCACGGUGGUCCCGGUCAUUGAGGAGCCAGAGUCCGAGGAAUCCGGCCGAGAGGACUCUGCAGCCACCCCAUCGUCGUCCGGAGUCAGCAUCUCCGCCGCUCUUUCUCUCAUCGCCGAGGAGAGCAAUGAGGAGGAGGAACCUGCCCAGCCCCCUGCAGACGUGGUAGAGGUUCCCAGCCAGCCUUCCUCGGAGCCACCACCAACAGGUUCUGCGGCGCAGCAGCAACAGCAGCAGCAGCAGACGCAACCGCAACGCCGUCGCAUCGUCUGGAAGGACCCCGAACCCGCAACACCCGUCAUCCCCGCGGUUCAAGUUGCGAGCCCAGCCGUGCUUGCCGUCGCCCACGCCGCUCCGGCAGCCGUGCCUGCGCUGCUCGCCACCCCUCCGCUGCCCUUGAGCCCCCACUUCUCGCCGCCGCCGCAGAGGGGGGUCGGCGUCACCGGUGUUCCGGGGCAGGUGGCACCGCGGGGGGCGGCCUCUCGGCCCCCCUUGUCGCGGACCCCCAUGUCGCGACCUCCGGGACCGAGGGGCCAGCGGAGUCGCAGGGUCAGACUGAGGGGCAUGGUUCCCCAGGGAAGGGGCUCCCCCAUGUGGGGACCCAACUGGAGGGGAGGCAGGGGGGGACAGGGGGGCCGGGGGGCCAGGGGCGAGCACCACUUUUAGGGGGGGGGGGGGGGGGGGCGAUCGGCGUAGUGCAUCUGCAGCGAGUUGUGGCGUCGAAAGAGACUGUUUCGGAAGGAUGUGCCGUUGGUAUCGUGGCGGUGCCAGGCACCAAAAGGUUGAAUCGUUUUCACGUGCGCAGAAAUGUUUUCGAAGCCGGGGCUCCUGACAUUUUUCUUUUUGUGAUUUCAUUGGAACUGUUUCUUUGCAAUGCGAGUAUUCUCGUCACAUUGAAGAUAUACCUCCUUGAACACCGUAUUGCCUUUUAUUUUUCUGGAAGUCAUAUACUCUGUCAUCAGUCAGUCUUUUUUGCACAUUAUCUUCACUUUACAAUUGUCAAUGGGCAUUUUAUUUUAAAACCAUGCUUCUAACUUCAAAAAAAAAAAAAAAGACAAGCACACAAAUAUGUGUUUUCCAGUCUCAGGUUUCUUUUCUUUUUUUACAUUUUAGUGGGCUUGCUACUUCAUGCUGGUUGGCUGUACCCUUUGUGCACCAUAAAAUUCAACCUUCAUGGCUUCUAGAGGGUUGUAGAAGUCAUGUUUUCUGAGAACUGUUAAUUGACCAAUUGCAUCAUGCAUCUGUGCUUCUCAUGUGCAUGGAGGGGGGGGGGGGGGGGGGGUCAAACAGGCAGAAAGCAUGGAGGGCCUUUUUUUUCACUACCUUGUAUAGUUGAAUUUACAUCCAAGAGUCUGCAUUUUGUACGAACUAGUGACUGUGCUGAAAAUUUAAUGAAAGCUUACUGCCGAGUGAUUGAGUGAGCCCGACUGCGUUCUCACUUGCCAACAUGUAAAAAUGUUUGGCGAUGAUCGGUAUGUGAAAUAAAGUGUUCAUACAUUUCA